Messenger RNA from Trifolium pratense (red clover), 1146 nucleotides. RefSeq names its product hydroxyethylthiazole kinase. Gene Ontology annotation, molecular function: magnesium ion binding; hydroxyethylthiazole kinase activity; ATP binding. Gene Ontology annotation, biological process: thiamine biosynthetic process. The coding region runs from base 118 to 951 and encodes 277 amino acids. NCBI's taxonomy places the organism in Eukaryota, Viridiplantae, Streptophyta, Magnoliopsida, Fabales, Fabaceae. The transcript has 2 exons. The record is from RefSeq and is a predicted model, not a curated record.
CGAGUGAGAAUUGAGAAGAAUUUGCGGAGGCAAACAAAUUUGUCUGGAGGGACAUACAGACACCAAUAUCUAUCUAUCUAUCUAUCAAUUCAGUUCCGUCACUCAGUUUGAAAUUCAAUGGAAUCCAACACAGAGCAGUUGAAAUGGGGAAAAACAGUAUGGAAUUUUUUUUCACAAGUUCGACUUCAAUCACCGCUAAUUCAAUGCAUAACUAACUUCGUUUCAAUGGAUCUAAUGGCCAAUACUCUCUUAUCCGCCGGUGCAUCACCAGCAAUGGUUCAUUCCAUCCAAGAAAUUCCUGACUUCACGCCACGUGUCAGUGCUCUCUGCAUCAACGUUGGUACGCUUUCUCCUUCUUCUCUUCCAGCUAUGAUUACUGCUGCGAAGAUUUGCUCUCAGUUGAAUAUCCCUUGGGUUCUUGAUCCUGUUGCUGUUUCUGCUUCUUCUUUUCGGUUUGAUGCUUGUGUUCAACUUGUUGGAUUGAAACCUACUGUUGUUAGAGGAAAUGCUUCUGAAAUUAUCGCGCUUUCUUCUUCUUCCCUUGAAGCCUCUACUGCCAAGGGCACAGACAGUACUCACGAUUCAAUGGACGCAGUUGAAGCAGCAAAGUUGUUGGCUCAAAAAAGUGGUGCCAUAGUUGCAGUGUCAGGAGCCACUGACAUUGUCACAGACGGAAAUCAAGUUGUUGGCGCUCACAAUGGGGUGGCACUGAUGCAAAAAAUAACAGCAACUGGGUGUUCAGUCACGGCACUCAUUGCUGCCUUUGUUGCAGUUGACAAAACCAAUGCUUUAGAUGCGGCAGUAUCGGCAUUAGCUGUAUUCGGCGUUGCUGGUGAGUUGGGAAUGAAGAUGGCUAAAGGUCCUGCAUCACUACGAAUGCACUUGAUAGAUGCGCUCUAUGGGCUUGAUGAAGCUACCUUGCAAUCUCAUGUUAAUAUCACUCGUUUGUGAUGAAAUCUGAAGAUCCGCAUGUACGACUUGCAAAUUGGUAAUUAUUACAUUUUUAUAUCUAUCAUACCUCAUAGUUGUCUAUCUUUGGUAUCCAUUAGUUGAAAAUGGAUAAUCAGUGGCUGUGGAGAUCCUCUACAAUUUUUGUCAAUAAUCACUAGCUAGUAAUAACAAAUGGUUACCAAUUUAGUUUCACUA